Molecule: messenger RNA, 1840 nt
Organism: Tachysurus vachellii
Lineage: Eukaryota; Metazoa; Chordata; Actinopteri; Siluriformes; Bagridae
Product: deep-sea actinoporin Cjtox I-like
Exons: 4
Coding region: 186-722 (178 amino acids)
Biological process (GO): pore complex assembly; cytolysis in another organism; monoatomic cation transport
Cellular component (GO): pore complex
Molecular function (GO): channel activity
Source: RefSeq, a predicted model, not a curated record
GACUGAAAAUUUCUGAGCACCAUCUAGCAUGUUUACCAGCUGUGGGCGUCGGUGUCGGUCAGCCUGUGCAUGCUGCUGUAAGGAAAAUGCCACCUGGACAGAAGUGCGGUACAUGUUUGGGCUGGUCAGUGUAAUAGAGAAGACUAAGUAAUAACUGAAUGAAAAUGCUGACUCAGUGACAGGCAAUGGUCAAUGAGAAUAGGUUGUCUUUGAGAGGCAACAACAUUGACAAUAUAUCCAGCAGUAUAAGCACCAUGAGAAAUGUGUCCAUUCAAAUUACCAAUUGCACAGACAGCUACACCUUAUCAAACCCAAGGACCUACACUAGCAGUGGAUAUUGUCUUAAUCCUCCUCAGCCUACAGUAGCAAAAAAGACCAGUGAAGCCUGCAGCUUUACCAAAACACACUUUUCGGCACGUGGCUGUGUUGGAGUCCUGGCAUACGAGAUCCUUAAUGAUGAAGGGCACUUUGUCGGGGAUCUUGUCAUAAUGUUUUCUGUGCCUUACAUUUGGUAUGAAAACUAUUUAGCACUUGGAAUUUUUGAAAACCAAGUCUCAUGUAAUGAUGAUCUGUUUUAUGAAAUGUAUAACAUGAAAGGUCCAUUCACCAGGGAAAGGGCUAAAGGAAGUGAAGUCAUGUAUUGUGGACAAGGAAUUUGUGUGAAGGGAACAAUGUCCGCUGCAGGCAAUGCAAUAAUAAAAGUUGAAUUUCGAGAUUUGUAAUCACCAAAACUAGACAGACAUGAGCAAAACACAGCAGAUUCAACAUCAGGGGGUCAGUGACGGAUUGAAUACUAAUACACUCCUACUAAUAAUAUGUUUGUCUGUGAAAUAAUACAGUAUGACUACUGUAAACAAAUAGACUAUUACUACUACAGUCAUUUCUCAUAUAAACUAUAUGCAUAGUUCAUAUAAACUAUACAUAAAUUAUUCACAAUAUCAACAUGAUUUACAUUUGUUUGAAUAUUUUAUUACUAUUGGAACUGCAACCACUGCAAACACAUGAACAAAAUACUGUAGCUAUGAAAAUAUCCAUAGCUCUGUGUUGAUAUGUCUGGGAGAAUGCAAACAAAACAUGCUGAAGGACUGACACUUUAUUCAUUCAAGAGACUCAGGGUUCAAAUUCUCUAUUAUCAAAGUUUUUCAUUAUUUUAAUUCAAAGGUUCUCAGCCCUGGUCCUAAUGCAUGCCUUAUCCUGCACAUUUAAGUGAUUUCUCUGCUCUCAACACUUCUAAUUCUGCAAUGCACUGAUUAGCAGUCCUCCGUUGAAUUAGCUUGUGUUCAAGCUUGAAACAGGGAAAUCAAGAUCCAGGAUUUGGGGAUCUGUAACUUUAGUGUGUAAAUUUGUAAGUUUCAGUUAACUAAAAAUCAUUUUCAGACUCAUGGUCUCAUUUUACAGUGAAGGUCUUCCCAAAUAAAAAUGGAGGUUGUUAAAGCAUUUAAACAAUCCAGUAAUUAAUAGAAUGUCUCUUUUGUUUGAUCAUUAGUGUUUUUUUCCAUAUAUUUUUUAUGGUAAUCUGUUUUAUUAUUGCCCUUCUGUGAGUGUUGUGCCUGUCUGUGUUGGCUUUCUGUAUGUGAAUAUUUCUUGUAUAUUUAUUUUAUGUAUAGCACUUUGAGUUGUGUAUAGAGAAGUGUAAUUUAGAUGUGAGUAAUUCUGAAAAAAAGCACUAUCAUGUGCAAUCCUUCUGCAUGUUAUCAGAUAUUGUGUAUUCACUGCAGGUUUAUAGCACAUUUUAAGCAGAUUCAAGAUCAGGGGAUCAGUCAAAGACGACAGGAUUGUAAAGUGUUGACUAUGAAUAACAACUGAUGAUAUGCCUAUGAACUAAUACACUACGACUACU